UCAGACAGGAAAAAAAUUAUCUAGUGCAAUGGCCCUUUAAAACUUCUGACAAAAGCCCAUAUGAUCCCCGAGCUCCAAUCACCAAUUCCUACUGCAAAAGCAGCCUCUGCAUUUUUGUCUGUCUGAAUGCUGCUAGCACGGCGAAAGAAGAAGAAGAAAAAAAAAAAAAAACAGUGAGGGGAAGGAAAACUGAAGAAAUGUGAAAAUCCAACGUACUAUUACAUGGCGAGCGGAAGUCCUGGGCAAAUGGAGGUUUUCGCGGACUCUUUCGAUGCUAGAGACCUCGGAUCAAAAUGCCGAUGCCGACGAGGACUUCCCUGAGCAGAAUUUGCUGGACAUACAGAAACUCUACUACAGUAAACCUCUGCUAUCCUCCCUUGCUCUACUAAAACCAUUGGAAAGUGGAGAGGACAGCUGACUUCCCCUCUGUUGAGUUCUUUCUGCUGGAGGAUGCAGUGCUACACUUUACUCGUUUAAUGGACAGGCUGAACGAACAGCAUCUCUACCAGCCUCACCUGUGCGACGUGGACCUCGUGCUGGUGUCCCACUGUACAUUUUCCGCCCACAAGUACGUGCUGAGUGUACACAGCCCAAACUUCCAGGCCCUCCUCUCUCAGAGUCAACCGCUGCACCAAAUAAACCUGGCCUUUGAGGUGCUGAGUAUCCAGAUCCUCAACUUCAUCUAUAUCUCCAUCUUUGAAGUGCUACAGGUGGCCAUUGUGCUCCAGAUGAGUGAUUUCUGCCACAAGCUACCUGGCUCCAAUGAGAUGGCUGACACAGACGAGCAGGGCAAUGCCUCGUCCAAUCAGAUGUACAAGAUGAAGGAGAUUGAGAAGAUGUACACACAGCAAGGAAAUGGUACUUUCUCAUUGCUUGUAGAGGAUAGUGGGGUCAGUAGGGAAAUUAUCCAGACACAUUCAUCUAGCGUCCACUCCAGCCCUCAGGCCAAACAUUUCUACAAAAAUGAUGACAGCAGAGGGGGAGUGGCUAGUGGAGGAGGGCGGGGCUUAUGCAAAAUAGAGGGAGGGGCCAGUUUCAAUGAAGCGGGAGCCCAGGAUGGUUCUGUCUCUUUUAACAGAGAGCAGAUUAUCGUGGAGGUCAAUCUCAACAACCAGACAUUGAAUGUUUCUAAAGGGUCCGACGGCAAGAGCAUCACCUCAAGUACCUCAUCCCUCCUCGUUCACCAUCGCACCAGUCCUUCCGGUGUGGAGGAGGGGAAGGAACGGGGCGAUAAUGAAGAUGUUGGUGAAGACGAAGAAGAAGAAUAUGAACAAGGAAAGGACGAGAUGGAAAAUUGCAGCGAUGAUGAGGACGAUGAGGAUGAGGAAGAGAACAACCUCAACAUUCCAGAAACAGGACACACCAGCGUGGGAAGACUGCGUGCCACGAGAAUACCAACUGGCACAGAUGCCGCCAUGAGACAGACAUUAAUCGACGCCACACUAGGGGAAGGGAGGAAGAGGAGAAAAGAGCAGGAGAGUCUGGGGCAGAAGGUGAAGCUCGAAGAAAAGCAGCACUUUUCCUGCAAGAAGUGCCCUCGUAUUUUUAACAACCGCUGGUACUUGGAGAAGCACAUGAACGUCACACACAACCGUAUGCAGAUCUGCAAUAAAUGCGGCAAGCGCUUUUUACUGGAGAGCGAGUUGCUGCUACACCAUCAGACAAACUGUGAGAAAAACAUACAGUGCGUGACUUGUGGAAAAGCCUUUAAAAAGCUGUGGUCUUUACACGAACACAACAAGAUUGUCCACGGAUAUGCCGAGAAGAAGUUCUCUUGUGAAAUCUGUGAAAAGAAAUUCUACACCAUGGCACAUGUCCGGAAACACAUGGUUGCUCACACUAAGGACAUGCCGUUCACUUGUGAGACGUGUGGGAAGUCCUUCAAACGCAGCAUGUCUCUUAAAGUGCACUCUCUCCAGCACUCUGGAGAAAAGCCCUUCAAGUGUGAGAACUGCAGUGAAAGAUUCCAGUACAAAUACCAGCUGAGGUCACAUAUGAGCAUCCAUAUCGGACACAAGCAGUUCAUGUGCCAGUGGUGUGGGAAAGACUUCAACAUGAAGCAGUACUUUGAUGAACACAUGAAGACCCACACUGGAGAGAAACCAUAUAUCUGUGAGAUCUGUGGAAAGAGCUUCACGAGCCGGCCCAAUAUGAAACGGCACCGCCGCACUCACACUGGCGAGAAACCAUACCCCUGUGACGUCUGCGGACAGCGUUUCCGCUUCUCCAACAUGCUCAAAGCUCACAAAGAGAAGUGCUUCCAGGUCAGCAACCCCAUGGUAUCUGAUACCACCAACCUUCUGGGCCUGGAGCCCACGUCAACUGAUAUGGACACACCAGCCAAUCAGUUACCCAGCCACCCUAUGACCCCUCCUGGAGAGGCAUCCAGUCUCCACCAGGUCAAGUCGCUCUCGCUUCCCUUCGUUCACUCUAUCGUAGGUCAUCCCUCUCCCCCGACCCUGUUUUCCACUGAAAGGGUGAACUCCGGUAACAACUAGUUUUGAUUUUAAGGUUCCUUUGAUUGUUUAAUGUCUGAAACCCAAAGCUUGCAGUAGCUUCCCUUGAGCUUUUUGAUUCACAUCCAAUGUGAAUCACUCUCAUAGGGGUUUCCAAACAUGCUGAGCGAGGUCUAAAAGACUUCCGGCAGGUGUUUGAACAGUGUGCGACACUGAAUAUUCCUUUUAAACUGUGCAAAUUUUCACUUAUCUUAUUCUCAUAGAGAUAUUUUAUAUACUGUUCAAAUAAGCUUCUCGUAUAACAGAAAGAAAACAAAUGUUCUCAUUAUUUUUGUUGAUGUUUUUGAUGCAGUUUUUGUGAGCUACAGGAUUAGCAGUUAGCACUGCAUUUCUGCAUUUCACAUGCUCUUGAUAUGGUCACCGUGGUUUUGCCAAGUAGACAUGUUCUUGGAUCAACAUAUUUUGAAAAUUUAGUCCUAACCCUAUCUCUACCCCGAAACCUAACCUCACCCAUAACCUAUCCCUAAAAUCAGAGGGAAAAGAUAGGUAAAUAACACUGAUGUAAAAGCACCUAACCCUGGUUGUAAGCCUAAACUUGACAUAAACUGUAAACUUGUCCCUCAAAUCUGAUUGGUUGAUUGGAACGUUGUACCAGGAUCAACAAAGAUGUUGAUCCAGGAACAUGUACUUGGUAAAAUCACGUUCACCCUUUUACUAUAGUUGUUCAUGCUUUGUCGAUUUCAUCUAACUAGUGGAGAUUCCCAUUAGCUGCAUUACAAAAUACAAAUACGUAUUGAACUCACAGCAGAGGGCGCUGUGGGACGUGAGCAAAUAGCUCUUUAGCCAAUAAACAUGUAGCAGCUGUGUCCCCCUGCCAUAACCAAAUCCAGAUGUAUCGCAGUAACCAAAUCCUGUUAGCUUAUAUGUUAUUACUGAAUAUGAAAUGUAUAAUCACUCCAGCACCUUAUUUUUAAUCGUAGAUGUAUUUAUAUUGUCCUGUCUUCUUCGUAUUCUGAAAGUUAAAAUUUUGCCACAUGAGGUCCUCUGAUAUUUGCAGAGGUUUGUUUUGUGAAGCGUCUGUGCAGGGCACAGGUUGGGCGGUUGGUUUGUAUCAAAGGUUAUAUGUAGCAGAGGCACUUGAGAAAACCUUUAUUAUUUUUAAAAAUCCCAAAGACGGAUGUUUUCGCAAUUUUUUUUUUUUUCUCUCUAUAAUAUUUUACAAUUUUCAGAGCACUUUACUCUCAGUGUUGGCCAUAUGUGUAAUGGCAAAAUCUGAAAUGCCUAAACCACUUAUGAAGGAAUGAGUGUGAAAUGAAGUGUGUUUUAUUUGCAUGGAGGCAAUAUCAAACCUGGAUAAGCGCCAGGGUGUGUUUGGUUCAAAAAUAUGUGUUGAAUGUCUGAAAUUCUUUAUGGUACACACAACAGGUUUAUCAGCUAUUUUUUUACAGUGAUUUAUCAGUCAUCAUUAAUGCUUUCAUUUAUUUUUUUUUCCACUUUACACUAUUUUAUGAUGGAUUUAAUGACAGUGGGCCUGAAUAACUUUUAGAAAGUGAAGGUUUCAGUAAUCAAAUGAUGGAAAUCAUGUUAUUGUUUUGUGCCCUAAAAAUGUAAUUAUGUAGCAAACUAUUAGACCCGCCCUCUGGGACUCGUAUAGGCUGUAAGAUGGUCUUGUUGAGAGACCACAUAGAAUCUGAAAAGAGUUUAUAGAGAAUUUGUAAAAAUUUCCUUACCCAGUGUCAGAAAGGAUUUAUAUAGACAAAAUAUAGUUGAAGAAAACACUCUAGGAAAACGUAGUAGCUAUAAUAGGUAUUAUCCAAUAUAAAUAUUUAAAUAUAUAUUUACACACACAUAUACAAUAUAUAUAAAUAUACAUAGUCUGUAAAUAAAUUCUGUGUCAGUUUUUGUUUAAUCAGUUUUCUUUGUUUACAUACUUUAUAGAGUCAAAUGAAUGUGGUGAGAUGUGGAGGUCAGCAUUCAUGAAAGAGCUUGCAAGAUUUUUAUAUAGGGAAUAAGCUCUAGAAUUUUACCUUCUUACCAUCUUAAAUAUUAACUUGCCAUGUUCACAGUAUAUCAGUCAUGUUUCUGGGUUAAGAAAAUGCAGCUUAAUGCAAGCAAUGGCAAGUGGUUUUAAAUGGUACGUUUAUUUAAGAAGCCAUGUUUCUGAAAGUCCCGGCAGAAUGAAGAGUUACAUAUGGAAGCUUGUUUCUGCCACAGAAUAGAACAAUUAAAAAGGUAAUUGCGUCUUUAUGUCACAAUUGUCUUUUUUCUUGCAAUUGCAAGUUUAUAUCUCAUGAUUGUGAGAAAAAAGUCAGAAUUGCGAGUUUAGUGUAUCUCUAAAUUCUGAGGAUACGAAGUCAGAAAUGUGAGUUUAUGUCUCAGAAUUAUAUCUCGCAAUUCUGACUUUUUUUCAGAAAUUAAAACACACAAUUCAAAACUUAAACUUCAGAAACUCGCAAUUGCGAGUUAUAAAGUCUGAAUUGCGAAAUGUGAACUCCCAAUUCUGAGAAGAAAAGUCAUAAUUGUCUGACAAAAACUCGCAAUUACCCUUUUUUAUUUUUUUAUUUUUUAUUCCGGGGUGGUUAACAAUCUGCAUAGUUAAUGGAACAGUUUAAUGACAGCAUUUUAAUUUUUGUCUAAACUUUCCCUUUAAGUUUGGAAUGGAAUUGUAGAAGUUCUGGAAUUAUUUAAAAUAAAUAAAUAAAUAAAUAAAUAAAAAAACAGAGCAUAACAUGCUAGGUGUCUAGAAUUUUUUAACAAUUAGACCCACGGUAAUUGGCAAUAUUCUGCAUUGGUCAAUAUGUUUUAUCUCUGUAUCUGUAACUAGUCGGUGUGGCGGUCAUAACCAGCUAAUUGUAGAGGCACCAUAACAAACCUGCCUUAAGUGUGUAGUGAAUAGAGUUGCCAUGAUCAUGAAUGUGUAGAUUGAAAUUACAGUGGUAUGAUUUGGGAAGAUAAUGGUGAUCUAACCUUUUAAAAGCUCUUUUAAAAAAGGAUUUUUUUUUAAUUUAGCAGUGCUGUGCCAGAGGAUUCUUGUUUAAGCCUUUUUAUGGUUUUGCCACAGAUAUGUUGUUUGUGUUCUUUACAUGUUUUUCAGUGUCAUAUUGCACCUUAUACCCAGCUCACUUUAUUACAGUGUCCUCAAUUCUUAGGAUCUCAAUACAAUGAGGAUGUUUAUCUUUUUAAAGCCCCUUUUAAUAUUAAACAUGUUUCAUCUCAUUUUCCUAACAAUAUUGUUAAAAUAUUAAAAACUUCCCCUGAAAGUUUUCUAUAGCACUUGCUUUGUCUUAUCACAAGGUGAAUCAACACAGAAUUCACUUUUUCUUUUUUCUUUUUUUUUGUGUGUGUGUGUGUGUGCACUUUAUUUGAAUAUUAAAGAUAUGGUACAAGGUUUUAGAUUAAUUUCUCUCUCUCUCUCGCUGUCUCUCUCUCUCUCAGGCUGCGUUUAAGUUCAAUUUUUUUAUGCUCUUCCAUCUCUAACUUCCUACUAUUUACAGUUUUUUUUCCUUAUGAAUUUGUUCCAUAGGCCUGCAUGUAUGCUUGGGCUUUUGGAGAAAAUAUAAAAACAUUACACAAACUAAAAUGACGACAAUACAAUAAAUUAUAACAGUAAGCUUAUGGUAGCUACAAGUAUUAUGUGGUUAAAUGUCAAAAUAACUCCAGUAUCAAACACUAGAGUUGUGUGGGGUAAAUUAAGCGUGAUCUGCUGUGACGUCACAAUCAUGUUGCAUUGUGGUCUAUGGAUCUGCCUGAAGUGUACAUCUUGAGUAGACUCGCUCCCUUGGUCAAAAAUCGAGGGGUUGAGGGUCUGUCCAGAUAAACUUCCCUCGCCCACUUGACAAAGUUGAACGCACUUCAAAAUGGCGUCAGGGAUUCUCCCAAUGGGAAGUGCUUAGGGAAGUAUGUCUAAAAGUGGAGUUAAACGCAGCCUUAAACUAAUGUCUUAUUAUUUUACAUGAAGUGAAAUUGCACAGAUGUAAACCUCCAUCUUUGGAGAUAUUGUAGUAUGAAAAGGGCCAUUGAAGAGCUAAAAUUUGAAUUGAAUUUGUGCAUCUAAAAGAACAUGUUUCUCUUACAGGUUGUGAGGGAGUGUAAAAGGUGGAAGUCUUUACAAUUUUUUAUGUUUUGCGUACUUUACUAGUGUGUAUUAUUCCUAGUUUGCUGCUUAUUAAGAAAGACUUGGGAUGCUUGUGGCCUUUUCAUUAUUUAAGUGAUUUUGGAAAGGAAGAAAGAUUUAUAUUAAGAAGGAUUUGUCUGUUAUUUUAGUUUGUUCUGGUGUGUGCUAUCCUUUGUAAUAAAUCAUAAGUGAUAGCAAGAGAUGAUUUGCACUUCAGAAUUUGAGAAGUUUUUCUUAUUGUCUGUUUAAUUUUUUUAAGAAAAGACUCACCAUGCAGUUAUCUUGGAAAGACAUUAUAAAACCAAACUCAAGAAAUAUAUUCACUUUUUUCCUAAACUAGCACUCAACAUGUAAUACUUAAACUUAACCAUACUUUCAGUGUAUUAAAACAAUCAUGAGUGUGACUGUUCCUACCUUUUAAUUCUAUACGCUAGUAUGUCUUGGUUAACUUUGUGUACAUGCAGUUGGCAGUUGUGCUGGUUCUGUCAGCAGAAUACUAAACAAUUCUAAGACUAGAGUCUAGCGGUGCUAAUAAAAUGAGGCUGUAUUUUGUCAUUUAUUGUAUUGGGUAGUAUUUAUUGUCUGUAACAUAAUAAAAUGAUAAUUUCAAUAGUGAACUAAAUGAAUCAUCACACCAAGCA
Ctenopharyngodon idella (grass carp) is the source of this 7211-nucleotide messenger RNA. It is a transcript of the gene zbtb47b, whose product is annotated as zinc finger and BTB domain containing 47b. Gene Ontology annotation, cellular component: nucleus. The record is from RefSeq and is a predicted model, not a curated record. Gene Ontology annotation, biological process: regulation of transcription by RNA polymerase II. The transcript is spliced from 7 exons. Lineage: Eukaryota; Metazoa; Chordata; Actinopteri; Cypriniformes; Xenocyprididae. The coding region runs from base 477 to 2498 and encodes 673 amino acids. Gene Ontology annotation, molecular function: protein binding; DNA-binding transcription factor activity, RNA polymerase II-specific; RNA polymerase II cis-regulatory region sequence-specific DNA binding.